CAGGCCAUUGGCCAGGGCCCGGCCUCCCUCGCCAGGGUCACAAUUUCGCACGCAGGGGUCAGAGCCCCCCUCACCUGGGGUCAGAGUCCCCUCCCGAGGGAGGAGGGCCACCAGCCACAGGCAUGGGACGCAGUUUGACAAGCGGUAGAGCCAUGGGCCUCUGGACUCGGAGGCGCCCUCCCUCGGCCGGGGCCCUAGUCUCCCGCCCAGGAAGCCCUCGUCCCUCCUCCAAGGCCGGCGGCCCCUCCUCCAGCUCCACGCAGCGGGUCCCGGGAUCCCCAGUGUCAAUCGUGGAGUCCGGGGGGGCCAGGCCAGACGGCUCGGUGGCCGAGGGGCCCGCACCCGCCGCGUCGCCUUCGGGGGCGGACUCGGAUGACUCGCAGCCCCCGUCCGUGUCGCCCUCCUGGCUCUCCUCGCGGCCGCCGACCGCGAGUCCGGCGGUGGACGCGUCGCUGCUGCGCCAGGCCGCGCGGGGCGGGAUGGCGGCCGGCACGUUGCUAGAGGCCGGCCUGGCCCGGGUGCUCUUCUACCCGACGCUGCUGUACACGCUGUUCCGCGGGAGGGUGCCGGGCCCGGCGCACCGCGACUGGUACCACCGCAUCGACCGCACCGUGCUGCUGGGCGCGCUGCCGCUGCGGAGCAUGACGCGCCGGCUGGUAGAGGACGAGAACGUGCGCGGGGUGAUCACCAUGAACGAGGAGUAUGAAACCAGAUUCCUGUGCAACUCCGCAAAGGAGUGGAGGAAAAUAGGAGUUGAGCAGCUGCGACUCAGCACAAUAGACAUGACUGGAAUCCCAACCUUGGCUAACCUCCAGAAAGGAGUUCAGUUUGCUCUCAAGUACCAUUCGCUGGGCCAGAGCGUCUACGUGCAUUGUAAGGCUGGGCGUUCCAGAAGUGCUACUAUGGUGGCAGCGUAUCUGAUUCAGGUGUACAACUGGAGCCCAGAGGAGGCUGUAGGAGCCAUCACGAAGAUCCGGUCACACAUCUACAUCAGACCUGGCCAGUUGGAAAUUCUCAAAGAGUUCCACAAGGAGGUUACUGCAGGGGCAGCAAAGAAUGCGACGUCACACAUCACAGAGAUGAAGUAUGUGGAUCAGAAAGAACUCAAGACAAGCCUGCUAGCAAUAGAAUGAAAAUGUUUAACAGGACCAAUGGAGCUUAAGCCAGAUGACAUAACAGAAGUGUGUUAAGUAAUGAAUAAUUUUGCUCCCUU
This is a messenger RNA of Molossus molossus (Pallas's mastiff bat), 1213 nucleotides long. RefSeq names its product protein tyrosine phosphatase mitochondrial 1 (gene PTPMT1). NCBI's taxonomy places the organism in Eukaryota, Metazoa, Chordata, Mammalia, Chiroptera, Molossidae. The record is from RefSeq and is a predicted model, not a curated record. Gene Ontology annotation, biological process: protein dephosphorylation. Gene Ontology annotation, molecular function: protein tyrosine/serine/threonine phosphatase activity; phosphatidylglycerophosphatase activity; phosphatidylinositol-4,5-bisphosphate 5-phosphatase activity.